AUGCCAAUUCCUCUCUUGAAACAAUAUCUUCCAAUCUCUCUCGCUCUGCUCCUCUUCUACGGCAGUGCCUCUCGCUUCACCCAUGGUGCAACAUCAACCGCAUCUUUCUACCAAUAUCAGAACGACCGAAGUCCUGACGACGGUUCAACCACAUCUCGAAUAAUUCCCAUUUGCGAUCUUCUCAUUGGAACUGCUAUCCUCCGGCGGGGUCUGUCGCGCAAAAUUGCCACAUGCUUAGUAGCUACCACCAUUAGCUCCGUGGCUGUUCAGCGUUUCUUGGCUGGUUUGAAUUGUCGUGGAGAUGUCUUUCAGGCUGUUUGGGCAACAGUGACGGCUGCUACUGUUUGCAUGUACCCCUAG
Messenger RNA from Fusarium poae, 360 nucleotides. RefSeq lists its product as uncharacterized. The record is from RefSeq and is a predicted model, not a curated record. Lineage: Eukaryota; Fungi; Ascomycota; Sordariomycetes; Hypocreales; Nectriaceae. The transcript has a single exon. The coding region runs from base 1 to 360 and encodes 119 amino acids.